Messenger RNA from Pomacea canaliculata, 4276 nucleotides. Its product is annotated as rac GTPase-activating protein 1-like. The record is from RefSeq and is a predicted model, not a curated record. The coding region runs from base 132 to 2009 and encodes 625 amino acids. NCBI's taxonomy places the organism in Eukaryota, Metazoa, Mollusca, Gastropoda, Architaenioglossa, Ampullariidae. Gene Ontology annotation, biological process: signal transduction. The transcript is spliced from 21 exons.
GUGAUCUUCCCUUGCACGAACUCGCUAGAUGGCGCACGGCAAACUCUCGCUGAUGAUUGGACAAAGCGAGUCGCCAUUUCAAAAACAGAAGCGGGUUAUUUGUUAUUCUGUUUCAAGCAAAAGAGGUAGAGAUGGAGGGGAAACUCUCUCUCGUCGCUGCGUUCGAUGAUCUAAUGAGAACUGCAGGAGUAUUAAAUGCUGGAUGUGAAGGAGAGUUCAGAACAUUUGUCCUGCAUGAAGAUACCAAUAGACGCCGAUGGCUAGCAGCAGAGCAGAAAAAUGAAAGCCGCGAAGAUCGAGUGAAGCGUUUAGAGGCAGAAAAAGCAAAGCUUGAGACUCAGGUCAAGCAUGCCAGGAAUCAAGUGCAAUAUGAACUGCAAAGAAAAAAUGAAGCAGAGCAAGGAAAGGCAGCUUUGGAGCGCCAGCUUGAAAUGGUCAGAGAAUUACUGAUGGAUAAAAAUAGCAAAAGCUACCUUGCUGAUGCUGAUCGUGAACGCCUUCAUAACCUUUACAACGGCUGUUCGCGCCCAACUGGUCAUGGUGGUGGUGAUAAGUCACCUGGAAAGUUAAAUACAAUACUGGAAUCCUCGGCCUCCGUGCUGUCAGAUAUUAGCUACGAUAAGACAGAAGAUGAUUUGGAAACAUCACACCUGCGUAGUGGGCGUCGCUGGAAGCGUCCAUCAGCUCCACCAGCAGAUGAUCUUGAUGUACAAAAUGGCAAUACUCCACCCAAAAGGCACAAAGAUGACCUUGAUAAUUCAAUAGUCACCACGACAACCAUUACAGUUGACAACAAGGGCAAGCCAAUAUCUGCAACCACAGAGGUUACAGUGCCCAAACUGAACAAAAGCUUCAGUGAACCAGCCCUUGACAAACAUCUUGAUGACAGCGACGAUGAUGUAUGGGUAGCCCAAGAAGACACAAAUAAUAAUAGGAGGAGGAGAGGAAUCUUAAAAAAAACUCCAGAUGCUCCGGGUUUAAGGAAAGCAAGCUCUGCGGGGCGAGGUUUGAACAGGGUGCACGUGUUUCUGUCAAGGACUGUCAUCAAACCCACAACAUGUGUACCUUGUGGCAAGAACAUCAGGUUUGGUAAGGUGGCCAUGAAAUGUAAAGACUGUCGUGCCUCCUGCCAUCCAGAGUGCAAGGAUAAAUUGCCCCUACCUUGCAUUCCCUCUGCACCUAGCACACCUGGCACAUCAAAGCUGUCAGAGGGUACUGUAGCUGAUUUUUCUCCUGUUCAGAGACCCAUGAUUCCGCGGCUUGUGGUAAAUUGUGCCAAUGAAGUUGAGAGAAGAGGGCUUUCAGAAAUUGGCAUCUACAGAGUGCCUGGGUCAGACAGAGAUUCUAAGGAGUUGAAAGAAAAGUUUAUAAAGGGGAAAAGUCCUAAUCUGUCCAACAUAUCUGAUAUCCAUACUGUUUGUUGCUGCCUGAAAGAUUUUCUACGCAAUUUGAAAGAGCCUAUUGUGACAUAUUCAAGAUGGCCAGAAUUUGUGCGAUCUGCAGAGCAUAACAGUCAGCAGGCCAGCCUAGACAUGAUGUGUGAAGCUGUCAAUAGUCUUCCCACUGCUAACAGGGACACUUUAGCCUUCCUCAUACAACAUCUACAAAAGGUUGCAGCGUCUCCAGCCUGCAAAAUGCCUAUCACUAACCUGGCAAAGGUAUUUGGGCCUACUAUUGUGGGAUACUCUUGUCAAGAGCCACAACCUAUGCAGAUGAUAAAUGAGACUCGAAAACAAGCCAUGGUGGUAGAAAGACUACUGGAGUUGCCAACAGAUUUCUGGAGUAAAAUUCUUGAUGUUGAUGAUAUCAGCCUUUACCCUGCUGACACACCAUACACACCUGGCAGUCCCAUUCCUCCAGUUCUGCACAGCCGAUUGGGUCCUGUUCUAACACCAGGUGCCUACGAAAAACUGCAGAAGAGUCAAAUAGUGACAGAAAAAAAUGCAACCACACCAAGGCUGAUGCCACCGCUGUUUCGCCAUUCUUCCGUUAGUGAAAGCGCAGUGUGAUUCUGCCGGCCUAUCACCAGUGAUCUGCCAUAUGCCAUGUAGGUAUUCACAUAAGACAUUGCCAUCAAAAAGAGGACACUUCUUCUCUCCCUUUCCUAACUGAUGAGUGAGACGUUGAUUCCUGAACUCAAGUGACUAUGGAGGGGACAGCAACACAAGCAGCCCAUUGAAGGCAUUUGUCUGAGUAAACAUUAUCUGUUCGUAAAUGGUGACUGCAUAGAGACAUCUUUGGUAUGUCUAAAGAUGAUAAGUAGAGUAACCUUAUUUGGAACCAAAAGAACCAUGAACUACAAGUUUUGCACCUUGUUUAUAGCAGAUAGAGCAAGCCAUGUUCCUACCAAUAUCAUAUUUCACCAGCGCCCAUGGUUAAGAUUUUUAUUAGCCUAUAGUGUAGUAAUUAGUUUUAUCUCUUUGCCUUGGUCUUUCUUAAAGUUCUUCCCUUCCACCCACAGUCCAAAAUCCUGAAGGGUUGUUAAAUGUGUUUGUGACAACAGAUAUUUGUGUACAUUUCUUUGUCAAACUUGCAUAUAAUGCAAACAUUUUUGUUCCUGUAAUUGCAGUUUACCAUGUUUUUCAUGAAGAUAUGUAUAACAAUUUCCGCAUCAAUGACAUGUAUAAUAUGGUUUUGUGUGCUGUAGUAAGUAAAGAAGGCUGGCCCUUGUGGGUUCUAUUUGCACAGAGAGAGAAAGUGUGCUUGUGCCUGUGUCUUGUGGUAUAACAACUGUCAUAUUUCAUUCCACUUUCUUGUGAGCUUGAUGGAACAUACAACAUAGGAUCACAAAUGUCUGUUAAAUGUCUUUGUGACCAGGUUUUAAAAUGAAAGUUGUUUUAAUUUGCCCAUUGCAAAAUUGUGGCAUAAUAAUGUGUAUAAGAUAUAGAGUGUGGGUAAACUGAAAUUCAUGCUGUUACUCAUAACGGAGUAGUUCUAUUUCAUUUAAAGCACCAUUUUUACAGAGCACGAUUGACUUGUACAGGCAUGCUUUUUAUUUGUAAUAUAUGAAUAUUGUAUAACCACUACAUACUUUGAGACAUUGACUAGCAUUAAGGCAUGUAAUAUUAUGGCAGCCCUUUAGAUCUACAGAUUCUGUUUGCUGAAAUAAGUUGCUGAUGUAGUUGCAAAGAGCUAACACUAUUUUGACAUCAAAAGCAUUGUGUUGGAAGAAAUCCAUUGACUGUAACCUACAUUUAUCAAAGUGCUGACAUUGUGUUAAUUGUUGUAAGAGCAGUCGUUUUUAUAUUUGUUUCUAACCCCUAUCUAUUACAGAUGGAACCAGUUAGUUUUUGUUCUCAAAAAUGAUUUAAUAUGCAGAUACGCACCACAUUAAGCUCAACAGCUAUAGUUUACUAGGCAGAAAUGCUAAAAAAAAAAAAAUUGUCAGCAACUCUACUCAGUUUUUUAGGUUCAAACAAAUGACCACAGUAUUUAUUGUUCUCAUUUUCCUUUCCCUUUUUACAUAAUCAGUAUGUGUAUUAAGUCAACAGUUGCAAAUGUCUUCAAUGAAAAGCUUGGACACAAUGCUUUAAUUUUGUUGUUGUUGUUGUCUGAGUUGUUUACCUCUCACUCAUGUAACACUUAACCCUUUUUUUAAGAUUAUGUAGCAAGUUUGUUUCUGCUCUUGAUGGAAGCCAAACUCAAAAGUGUCUUUUGUUUCUGUGAUUUGGUGUAUGUUUUUAUGAUGAUUAGUUAAAUUUAACAACAAGUUCACUCAAAAGUUAUGUAGCGUUAAAGUGUGGCAUCUUUAAAAUCUGUCUUUGUGCAUCUUGCUGCACCAGACCUGGUAGCACUUUUUGCGGAAUGAACAUUGAAUAGACAAAUCUUGAAGUCAAGCAACGCUCGAAUUUUCGAUAAACCACCAUCACUCUCAUCCUUAAUGCUAUUCUCUAUGUAUUUUAGUAGCAUAUGUCUUUUUUUUUUCAGAAGUUUUUAUUAUGUAAUUUUACCUCAUUUUAAAUAAUUUUGUGUCAGGUGCACAGUUGAGAUAGGCAACACCAGGCAUCUGUUUAAAAAUCCACUGAGCUGUUUUUUAAGUAGCUUUAUUGGGUGAAUUACCUGUAAGAUAUACCAUUCCUUUGUGUUGCUGGAAUGGUUAACUACUGUAAAUAAUAGUGUCAAUAGUUGUCUGUUAAUUUGUGAAAAUUUUGUCUUUUAACUUUUUACUGGCAAAAGGCGAUCCAGUAACAAUGCAGGAACACUGUUUUCGUCAGAGGAAUUUACAGUGAUAGCAAAACUAAAGUAGUUGAGUAAUGGGGUUUCUUUAGUGUAGAUA